ACAGUGCCACUGAGCUAUAUCCCCCACCGGUUGUGGUUUUGAAGAAUUGGUGCAUUUUAUCUCAGUUAUCAAAAGGAUGGUUGUGGAGUUGUUCGUAGUAUUCUCUUAUCAUUCUUCCAGUGUAUGAGUGGGAGGGUGUGGGUGCGACACUAAGGAUUGCACGCAGGGCCCUCACAAGUGCUUGGCAAGUGUUGUGUCACUGAGCUAAAUCCUCAGACAGGUUUUGCAUCGUUUCACAGGGUUCACAACUCUGGAAGCCAAUGUGCAUGUCCAACUUCCGCUCUACAGUAACAAGGUCACCUGCUCCCGCUCAGACUCCUCCCGCGAUGGCAGCUACAAGUCACUAAGCAGCCCAUUACACUAGUGCUGCACAAGGUCCUCGUAUUAAACAAAGUGCUGUACUUUGUGAUGUCUGCCCACGGUGGCAGAACUUGAGCUACCAAGUUCUCCACAGCAAAUCAGAAAAAUCAAGAGAGAGCUUUCUGCUCAUCCACUCCCUUCUGCGUGUGGGAGACCACGUCUCUGGAGACUGUCGUUAACCUGUAAAUGAAAAUCGUUUACGAGGGACAGAUGUGGCUGAUCGGGUGUGCAAAUUAUUUUUCAGUUGCAAACACAUGCUUUCUCUCGCCCCACAGGCCAAACGCCUAAAUAAAAAUGCUGAAUUACAAACAAGCACCACGGACGGCUGUGGGUCUGCGCGGCUCUGAGUCUCACACAGGAGAGGCGCUGCGCGCAGUGACAGAAUCGCAUUGGCGUGGGGAAAGCAGGCGUUAUGAAUCAGAACACUGGAGCAGUGUGCUACCUCUCCUCCAGCUACCUGUGCCCUGCUGAGCAAGUCCGCCUCUGGAGCCUUCCCCUGCCAGAUGCGACAACCCGACCUCGCUGAGUCGUCCAAGCUUCCAGCUUCGCGAGACCUGGUCCUGUAGACGGAAGGAGCCUGGACAGUGACACAUGCUCAAAGGCCCUGCAGCACCGCCAUGGCUCAUGACGACUCCGAGAAGAAAGAAGAUUGCUUUGAUGGUGAUCACGGCUUCGAGGAUCUAGGACUUGCAGCUGGCCGAAGCCAACGAGAAAAGAGGCGCUCUUACAAAGAUUUCUUAAGGGAAGAGGAAGAGAUCGCUGCUCAGGUCAGGAAUUCUUCCAAGAAGAAGUUGAAGUUGCAGGAUACUGAGCUGUGCUUCUUGGGGACGGACGUGCACAGGAAGAAGAGGAAGCGCUCCCCUGAUGACUCCCACUAUGGAGAUAUUUCUUCUCUGGAAUCGGCACAAAAGAAAAAGAAAAGGUCCAGCUCGCAGGCUGCCGACACAGCUAUGGACCUGUUGAAAGCGAUCACUUCCCCACUGGCAGCAGGUGCCCAUCCCCCCAGAAAGGCAGGGGAGAAGUCCUCUGGCUCCUCCGGACACGGGGGCCACUCGAGCCACUCGGAGAGUAGGCGGGAGCACCACAGGAGGAAAGGCAGCGGGGAGCUCCCUCUGGAGGAUGGCAGCUCCCACACAUCCAAGAGAAUGAAGCCACUCUACGCGAACACGGAGACCCUGACCCUGCGUGAGCCUGAUGGCUUGAAGAUGAAACUGAUUCUGGCACCAAAGGAGAAGGGCAGCAGCCCCGUCGAGGAGGAUUCUCUCCAGUACCCUUCUCAACAAGCCGCUGUGAAAAAGUCUUCUAGGAAGUCGGCUCGGGAUGAGCACGGUGCUUUCCUCCUAGGACGUGAGUUACAGAGCUUUCUGAAAACGGCCCGGAAGAAGCACAAGUCAUCCUCAGACCCGUGCUCCUCUCCUGGCCCUGAAGGCUGUGACAGGUCAGAUGCUGCCCGCUUCCCAGAACCCCAGGGGGAUAACCUUGACCUUUCAGGGCUCGAACCAAUUCUAGUGGAGUCAGACUCAUCCUCCGGUGGGGAGCUGGAGGCAGGCGAGUUGGUGAUAGACGAUUCUUACCGGGAAAUCAAGAAGAAAAAGAAGUCAAAGAAGAGCAAGAAAAAGAAAGACAAGGAGAAGCAUAAAGAGAAGAGGCACUCCAAGUCCAGGAGAAGCUCGGGGCUGCCUGCUGCUGCUGUGGGAGACAUCACGGUGACGCCGGGUCCCCCUCCCAGCAUGCCCUACCCUGGGGCUGCUGCUGCUUCUGCCCCUCCACCUCUCAGCCUCCAGACAGAUGGGCAUGGAGAGAAGAAGAAGAGAAAAGAGGAGAAGGACAGAGAGAGAGAGAGGGGAGAAAAGCCAAAAAAGAAGAACGUGUCGGCCUACCAGGUGUUCUGUAAAGAGUACCGUGCAACCAUCGUGGCUGACCACCCAGGGAUCGAUUUUGGGGAACUCAGUAAAAAACUGGCUGAAGUGUGGAAGCAAUUGCCAGAAAAGGACAAGCUGAUUUGGAAGCAGAAAGCCCAGUAUCUGCAGCACAAACAGAACAAAGCAGAAGCUACAACUGUGAAGAGAAAAGUGUCUGCCUCAGAAGGCUCUGUGAAAGUCAAAGCUCCUUCUACAGGAGUCCUGUUGCCCCAAAAGAAAUCCCCACCCACCACCGUGUUGUUACCGACAUCACCAUCCAGAGCUCCUGAGACAGAGCCCAUUGACGUAGCUGCACACCUUCAGCUGCUGGGGGAGUCCCUGAGCCUCAUCGGACACCGCCUGCAGGAGACAGAGGGCAUGGUGGCUGUAUCUGGCAGUUUGUCUGUGCUUCUGGAUUCUAUCAUCUGUGCUCUUGGGCCCCUGGCGUGUCUGACCACACAGCUACCUGAGCUGAAUGGCUGUCCCAAGCAGGUCUUGUCAAACACCCUAGACAACGUUGCUUACAUCAUGCCUGGACUGUGACAGCCAAGAACCCUGGGACGGAACCCACCCGGCCUCUUUGCUGGUUUGUGUAUAUAUCACUGUUGCAGACCCCUGCAUUGGCCUCAGGGUGUGGGUUUGAAACUUCUAUAUCUAUAUAUUAUAUGUGUGUAUAUAUAUAUAAAAUGUACAGUAUAUACAUAGGACUGUAACUACUUUGCUUUAGUAAUUUUAUGAAAUGGCAAAGGUGUAGCCAAAGGAAACUUUGGCAGGAAUAGGGGCUUGGGAUUCUGUAUUCUCUUGUGGUGGAUCAAUCUGCCUUAGAAAUCAGUGUCACUUGGGGCUGGGGGCUUGUUCCGGGUGCCGAGCAGCACCUCCUUAUAGACAGCGAAAGUGUGAUUUUUUUUUCCAAAUCAGUUGUACCUCCAGACCCAUCACUGACCAUUUGCCUUACCUGUCUUAUAGUCAGAAAUGUAAUAAGAAAGAUGAUGGGAGAUGCCAGCUGACCAGAAGUGACCUCAGUGGGAAGUGACAGUGUCAUGCCCGCUGUAGCUAUCGAGAUAGCUUCGGUGGACUGAGGAGGGGUCGUCCCAUGCCCUACGACAGAGGUGUCCACAUCUCAAAACUUACUGCAAUCAGUGAUACCACUGGCAGGCUCGGGAGAGGCUAAGCAGUUAGUGAUUCCUGGCAGUGAUAGAUCCCUGAGGAUGGAGCUGUCAGGGCCUCAGCUGGAGCUGCUGGUGUUCCAAGCUGACCCAUGGUAUUCAUCUGUAAAGAGAGCUGCUGUCUCUCACUGGCGGUGCUAGAUUGACCACCAAGUCCCACAGAUUCUGCUGCUUAGGUUCCUGGUGGUUAUGGAAGACAAAUGUUGCCCCAUGUGGUUCUUGAGUUCACCUUAUUGGUUCCCCUGUGGGCAGAUAAAGCGCUCUGCAUUCCAUUCCACAUGUGAGUGAAUUGCAAAAAAGACUUGAUUCUCAUGUAGGUUUAUUUAUAUGUGUGUGUGAAUGUGUAUUUUAAUUAUGUGUAUUUAACUCUAAAUUCCUUAGAUUUUUAAUUUAUGGUGUAAAUUUCUGUAUAUAUAAUUUAAUAACAAAAGCCUCCACCAGCAGCAGCGUGUGGAAGAUACAGAUUGGUCACUUCUCCCUUCCUUCCUUCCUCUGGUCUGUUCUGAAAAUGCGAAAUCAUAUAUACUUUAAGGUCUCGUAUCAAAAAGGAAUCAUUAUAUUGGGGAUCUAAUUCUUUAGAAAGAACUUCAAAGCCUUCAAUAAUGUCAAAAAAGUGAAAUAAAAAAAAUAUUACCAUUUCCCCGCUGCCCUUAUUUCCAAAAAGCCAGAUCUGUCUCGGGUGGAAAGAAGACAGUAGAUGGUUUUAAAUGUGGUGAUUCCCUGCCUGGGCACUGUGAGGCUCUGGGGACAGUGCAGCCAGCAGCAUGCUGCACGGCUCCUCCCUGCCCUAGCCAGUGUUGUCACUGAGCUGUGCUCCUCAAAGGCCCUCUGGCCACUGAACCCUCAGCUCAGAGCAGUUUUGCAGUUUAAUCAAGGAAACAGGAACGUUGGGAACUGAAAUCCUAUCUGAACAUUAGGAGAACAGAAAUGUUAGCUUGCCUGUGUCAGAACCUCAUCGGUCCCCAGGGAAGCUUCCUGUGUGAUGCGUGACAGGGCAGCAGCAGUGCCACAGGAGUCGGGCCUACAGCUUCGUCUCAUCCAGUAACAUGUUCACGGGGCGUGCUUCUGUGUCUCGCUGCCAGGUGCCUCUGACCCACCCAUGGCACACGUGUGACUGUCCACCCAAGGGGGCAGUCGUGCAUGUGUGUACGCUCAGUGGGUCAAGGCAGCAGGAACGUGUUCAGGAGAUCCUAAGGAGAACCUGAUUUUUUUGGUUUUUGUUUUUGCUUUUCCUUUGAAACCCAGCCCUACUAUAUUUGUAUUUAAGAUUUGUACACAUUUGUAUGGUAAUCUGUCUCUUGUGUUAUUUGGUACUUAAUAGAGGAAAAACUUUGGAUUCAGACCUUCUUGCAGUUUUUAUAUCAUUGUUUUAUUUUGUUUUUUAAAUUCCAGUGGUUUGACCCAAAUGCCAUUAUGAUUGUAUAAAGAAAUAAAAUUUUGUACUUAUAUUAAAAAUCACAUUUUUAA
Molecule: messenger RNA, 4894 nt
Organism: Heterocephalus glaber (naked mole-rat)
Lineage: Eukaryota; Metazoa; Chordata; Mammalia; Rodentia; Bathyergidae
Gene: Hmgxb4
Product: HMG-box containing 4
Source: RefSeq, a predicted model, not a curated record